AUGGCCUUAGAGGCCAACAAUGAAGCCAUACAGUGCAAAGUUUUCUCCACAACUUUCUCUGGGCCAGCCCUGCUGUGGUUCAGGCAGUUGAAACCUGGUUCUGUCAGCAGUUUCGGUGAUCUUCGCAAAGCCUUUCUCCAACAGUAUAGUGCUAACCGCGAGGCACCGAGAACGAUGGCAGAUCUCUACCGAAUCGAGCAAGGGGAAAAUGAACAUCCAAAAUCAUACCUCCAACGUUGCAUUGACCUUGUACAUCAGAUCCACGAUGUCGAACCAGUCACCGUGACUAACCUCUUCGUCAAAAGCUUAAAGGUGGGAUCUCUCUUACACGAAAACCUCACCAUGACACCACCUUAUGACAUGGCUGAGAUUCAGAUCCGUGCCGAGCGCAUCUUUAGGGUCCUGGAAUUUUGA
Messenger RNA from Humulus lupulus (European hop), 414 nucleotides. RefSeq lists its product as uncharacterized. The record is from RefSeq and is a predicted model, not a curated record. Bases 1 to 414 code for a protein of 137 amino acids. The transcript has a single exon. Lineage: Eukaryota; Viridiplantae; Streptophyta; Magnoliopsida; Rosales; Cannabaceae.